This is a messenger RNA of Orbicella faveolata, 8777 nucleotides long. RefSeq lists its product as uncharacterized. The record is from RefSeq and is a predicted model, not a curated record. Gene Ontology annotation, molecular function: protein binding. NCBI's taxonomy places the organism in Eukaryota, Metazoa, Cnidaria, Anthozoa, Scleractinia, Merulinidae. Gene Ontology annotation, biological process: signal transduction.
CGAAAAGUUUCCGGGGCCUUCGAGAAACGGGCUCCUGGGCUGUGUUCUUGGGAAAAAAGUAUAAUUUUUGACAAUCAGGCAGCCGGUGCCUUAGGUGUAUUCAACAUCGUUUUUUCCUUAUUUGGAUCAAGAGAAAAUGAAGAUAGAGACCUUAUUCUCAAAGUAACUCCUCUCCAGUUAUUUUCGCAGGAGGGUCAAGAAUUAUCCACGCAAUCCGAAUUUUACUCGCGCGGACUUUACAUGAAGCAUUCACGCAACAUGCGUGGCGUGAUUGUCGGCGGGAAAUCUGAAAAUAAAUUGAGAGGGAUCUGUAUCAAUGACUACGGGAUAAGAAAACAACACCCUUCACAACUCUCCUUUAGUGUUGAUAUACAAAUUAACACACCAGUGUUUUACUAGACACUGUCAUAUGAAAGGAAGCAGGGUAAAAGAGAGUUAAUGUUCCAUAUAGGCCUUAUAUUGGAGCCGCUUGCUCCCUUCCAGUAUAACGAAUCCCCGAUGCAGUUGAACCGCUAGUUAACGAAUCCCGCAAGUUGUCAUAACGAAACUUUCUCCCACCCCGUCAGUCAGGUCUCCGGAAAAAGACCCUCAUACCCGUUAAUAAUAGAUCUCGUACCCGCGGGAUCAUACGUUGCCGAAUUGUGUUACAGUUUGGAGAGACGUAGAUUUGAUAUGAAUCUAUUUUUGUACCAGUUCAACACCAUUGCAGUCAACUCAAACAAUGAAGAUUCAGUAGAUUAACCGAUACGUGACCCUCUGUGUGUAGAAAGAUCAGAAAGAUUGAAGUCCACGUAGAUAAGUAGAUUGCAGUGGCGAUCGCUGCCGUGUGUUCCGGACGUAUUAAAGGUUGAAGUAUCGAGUUAGUUGUAUAAUUUAAAAGAUUUUGCGUGAGAUGGGGGAGCCGGCAGAGAAAGAGAGAGAAAAGCGGCUCGCAAACAAGGAAAGACUAGAAGAAAAGAAUGAGAGAAACUGAAUGAGAGCAACAAAUGUAUGAUUGAUUGUUGUUUCCUCGGGGGACAUGUUUGUGAUUGCCGAGAUUAAAAGAUCUUUAGCGUCAUUGUUCGAUAUUGUGUGUUUGUUUUUUUUGCUUAACUGCUAUCAUUUUUAAAGUGGGCUUUUUCAAACACCUUUUUACCAUGUUUUAAAAAACUAUCUAUGAAGUUUUGAUGACUUCAUCCACAUUUGAUUACAGUGUUCGUUUUUGUGUCAAUCAAACUGCGUGACGAAGGCAUUUUACACACAAAAGCGUGCAGCAUUCCAGACUUCUGCAUAAAUUAUGCGUAUCAUUUCUGUGUAUCGAAAGAGGUCAGCUGAGUGGAGGGAAGCCGUUAUAAUCAGGCCAAAGUUGUUGUUGUUUUGAUACUCCAAAUACUCUUCCACUCAUGGCAUUGGCGAAUGUUCGUAUUACUGCACAACUUUUGAUACAAAAUGGCUAAAAGAACUUUGCCUCCAAGCGCUUUCGCGCUGCCUGGUUUAUCGAAGGACACGAAUAAACCGUUCGGUGUCUCGAGUACAAGAGAUGGUUUUGGUUUUAGUUCGGCGAACAAAGUGCCACGGACUAAUGCAAGGGGCUCUAAGUUGGACAACUCGAAUGAUUCGACGAGUUUAGUCGACGAGCGAGGUUCUUUGCUGCCGCCUCACACCAACCACACUCUUGAAAACUUGACGAAAACAAGGCCUCGUAGUCCUCGUAGAAGGUCACCUUCGCCCUUGGCGCGAAGAAAAUUCGAACUUGACUCCAACUUAAGCUUAUCUUCAGAAGCAAAUAAGCCACAAACGUCGAUCAAAGAUCACAAGGACGCGCACUCGUUGAAAGAGAGGCUGAAUGCUUCGCCAGCUCUCAUUCUCUCCAACGAUGUGGGACUAUCGGUUUCGAGUAGCGAGCUUUCUCCUGUUAUGUCGAGAGCCUCGCCUCGGAUAGGCAACAAGAGUCGUCCAGAAGUCCUUCCUAAGCCCGACAGGACUCGAAUUCGCGCAAGUAGAGAUGUUGUGGCUGAGAAAUCUGUUAGUAAUGCAACUCGUGUGUUAAAUGAUCCUAAGAUUCUGUUUGAAGAUGAAGGCGACCACAAUGGUCCACCACCUCUCCCAUCGUCCCCACCUCCUUUAGAGGACGACGAGAUUUUGGGUUCUUUAGCUAAUGACACGUUAAGCGAAGAAUCAAAACAUUCACUCAAAGCAAGCGAGUUUGUAAAAACAGCGAAACCAGCUGAUAAAACAAAUUUUGAUUUGUCAACAAAGGAGGGUAAUCCUAUUAAAAGUCCAAGUGAAGUUAAUGGAUUGAAUAGAACAACGAAUGGUUAUUAUAGUUCUUCAUCAAGGAUAGCUAAGUGGCAGGGAUAUGGAAGGAAUUCUUCUCAAGAUAGUCUUUCUUUGAGUAUGCCAAAAAUUGGAGCUAGUGCCCCAAAGAUUGGAACUGGCAUUCCAGACAGACAGUCUUCUCUAGAUUCUGCCAUAACAUCACGACUGUCCAAAUAUGAGACACCUUACAGUUCUAGGCAGCGCAAACCUGUGGAGAAGAGUUUAUCAGCAAACCGCAGACGAUUCAAACCAGUUACAUUAACAGAAUCUGAGAAAAGCAAUUUAGAGAACAAUAAAGAAAGUGUAAAUUCAUCUGUAGAUUUACACAAAGCCAAUACAAACCAGAACAGACCUACCUAUGAGAGGUUGCGUGACAUACAAGCUGGAAAAAAUUCAAUUGAUUCUUUACCUAGAGAUCCUAACAAAGGAACAGAUGUUGUGAGCCAGCCUUUAAGUUUAUCAGGGAUCAAUAAAGAACACAGUUUGCAAGGCAAUAGUGUUAUGUCAGGAGAUAAUGUUAAAAUGAUUGCUGGCCACUCUUCAGUGCCAUCAGAAGCUAGCAGUGGGAUUAAUAUUGGCAAAUUUAGGCAAAGACCUGGCUCGCCAGAUUUGUCUAGUGUAAGAAGGACUACAUCACCAGAGCCUUCUGUGGUUGUUGAAUAUGACAGUAAUAAUUAUACUGAAAGGGUCAGUGAUGUUGAAAGUAACAGAAAUGUGACAUCUGUUAGUUCUGAUGUCAGAACUUCAAAUAGAACAGAACCAAAUGAGUUUAAAAGUGGAAGUAGUAUCAUAAAUGAAAAUGAAGUCAAAGAGAGUGUGAGCAACAGUGACAGAGAUAGUACACUUACAAAGCAGCAUGGAAAUCUAGGACUAACAUUACCAAGAGUUGUUAUUGAAUAUGAUGGUGUAGUUGUCAAUGAUCCAUUGAUCGAUGGAUACGACACAGAAGAAACUUCUGAUGAAGGUAAGAAAAUGAUGUCAUCUUCCAUUGGUGAAGCGCAGAACUCGUAUAUAGCAGAUGAGAUUGAAGACAUGUCUGAUGGUAGUCUUGAUUCUGAAGAUGAUCUUGUUCUUGGUGAUUAUGGUAUAUCUUCUGAUGAGGAAGAUGUAGAGGACUUAACCUUUAGAGAUGAGGAUGGGACAUUUGAUGAUGCUGAAAGAGAGAAGGCAGAAGAAACAGUGAAAGGUAGGUGCUUUGGUUUGAUUUGUAAAUGCCAUCACUGGAAAGUUUUUAGGUGUGCUCCUCUUGGCUCUGAUGAGGGAGAAGUGAAAGAAGAAUUAGAGGAACCAUUCAUAAUGGAGAAUGGUUACGAAGGUGAUUUGCCAUCACCCGUCAUUCCGUCUUCUCUUCUGGAAGAGCAGCCAAGAGAUGAUAACAGAUUUCACAAUCUUGCUCUAGAAGUGUGGACUGAAGAUGACUGUUUGGAGUGGCUUGACUAUAUUGGAUUAGGACAUUUUACACCAGAGUUCAGAGAGCAUCAUGUGGAUGGCAAAGUGUUAAAGAACGUAAAUUUCCAGCUGCUUGAGGAGAUUGGUAUCAAUUCACCCGAUGAACGCGAAGUUAUACUUUCUGAGAUUUAUCGGCGCUUCCACCCUGAAGAGGAGGACUUGUUCGAAAUGGAAAUCCAAGGUGCUCUGCAGUCUGCUUCUGAGCAGGAAAAGAUGAAAAUCAUGGCUGUCCUCAAUGCUCUGCGGUCUCCAGCAUUCCAAGCCGAACUUGGGUUGACAUCUUCUACUGGUUCGUCCUCUCCACGUGACAGUGACACGGGACACAACAUGGCCUCGGAAACUGCGUCUCUCUCCAGCAGCAUGACAGGCAGUGAAGGUCAUUCUCAGGAUCUGGGCAUGCCUCCACCACCCCCUCCUCCCUCCUGGUCGCAGUCAGCAUACUCGUCAGACAGCUUGGGCAGAGAUCUUGAUGUAAAUGACGAUGGAUUGAUUGACCAGCCUCUGCAAAUCAUUUCAGAGGUAUCUGAGUUGGAAGAGAGCGAUGAUGCAGAAGUGCUUUUUGAGCCCCCUCCGAUGUUUGCCAGCUCUGAUGAGGGAGAAGUGAAAGAAGAAUUAGAGGAACCAUUCAUAAUGGAGAAUGGUUACGAAGGUGAUUUGCCAUCACCCGUCAUUCCGUCUUCUCUUCUGGAAGAGCAGCCAAGAGAUGAUAACAGAUUUCACAAUCUUGCUCUAGAAGUGUGGACUGAAGAUGACUGUUUGGAGUGGCUUGACUAUAUUGGAUUAGGACAUUUUACACCAGAGUUCAGAGAACACCAUGUGGAUGGCAAAGUGUUAAAGAACAUCAAUUUCCAGCUGCUUGAGGAGAUUGGUAUCAAUUCACCCGAUGAACGUGAAGUUAUACUUUCAGAGAUUUAUCGGCGCUUCCACCCUGAAGAAGAGGACUUGUUCGAAAUGGAAAUCCAAGGUGCUCUACAGUCUGCUUCUGAGCAGGAAAAGAUGAAAAUCAUGGCCGUCCUCAAUGCUCUGCGAUCUCCAGCAUUCCAAGCCGAACUUGGGUUGACAUCUUCUACUGGUUCGUCCUCUCCACGUGACAGUGACACGGGACACAACAUGGCCUCGGAAACUGCGUCUCUCUCCAGCAGCAUGACAGGCAGUGAAGGUCAUUCUCAGGAUCUGGGCAUGCCUCCACCACCCCCUCCUCCCUCCUGGUCGCAGUCAGCAUACUCGUCAGACAGCUUGGGCAGAGAUCUUGAUGGCCUCGACUUAAAAAGCAAGGGAGGGAAAUCAAAGAAACAUAGCAAGACAUCUAAGGAGAAGGACAAGUCAGGAGAAAAAGCAUCCAAAACUGAAAAACAGGCAAAUAAGCAGAAGAAACACAAGAGGGUGUCCAAACUACUGGACAGCUUGUCUCUGGGUUCAGGAUCAUCAAAGUUGACAAAGCUAUUUCAUCAUUCACACUCUUCAUCGUCAACAUCAUCAUCGGCAGCAAAAAAGCUCAACCCUGCGAUGCAGUGUCUGCUACAAGCUGGCCCACAGGGAUUACUCAGGAUAUGGCCCACGGCUCUCUCUGAGGAAAUGAAUUAUUGCAGCUUUAUGGUUAACAUGACAACCACAUGUGCUGAGAUCAUUAAACUCGUUUUUGUGAAAUAUGAAGUAGUCGAUGAUCCACGAAGGUUUUAUGUUUGUGAAAUGGGAUUAGGAAAAGGAGGUACUCAUCAUGAUCUCACUGACGCUGACUGUCCACUGUUGUUUCAAUGCCGUUGGGCCGAUCCUGACAAGCAGCGCUUUGAAUUGCGCUGUAGAAAUGAAGGGGUUAUCAAGAUGCUGUUUGAACUGGAGGGGUACGAAGACGACUUAGACUAUCGUUCCAUCCCGUUGUCAUCAAAGACUCCCUGUUCAGAAGCGGUGGGCAUCAUAGUGAAGAAAUAUGACUUGCCUGGUGAUGCCAACGAGUACUACUUGGUGGAAGUUUCCGAGGAAAAUGAAGAUGACAGAGAAGAAGUGGCUGAUCACGUGUGUCCCCUGAGACUGCAAAUGGCCUGGAGCGAACCUGAUCACGUGUUCAGACUAUGUAGAAGACCAACUGAAGUCAAAGAGAACGAGCAGAAAGACACAUUGGAUGGCUGGACGACAGAUGCGACGGAAGAAAUCUCACCAGAACCAGGCAUCAACUCAGAAGUAUCCUCAGUGCGAGAUGAGGACGAGCUGGAGAUUACACCCGGUGCCACGGGCAUUAUCGAAGGAGACGAAAUCGUGGAGGAAAUCAGCGAUGAUCUGAUGGAGGGACUGACCGAACUGGACCACGUCAUUGACGAAGAAUCCGAGGUGAUCGCUUCUCAGGAGCUGGAAGUUGUCCGACAAGAACUUGCGGCUAAAGAAGAGGAGCUUCGAGAAUUGCGGGUGCGAAGCGACACGCUGACCGAGAGAGAAGACGAGAUUGAAAUCUUGCAGCGCGAAAAUGAGGAGCUUAGAAGACGAUGCGAGGAGCUUGGUGAAUUGACACGUAAUGACGAGUCGCUUGUUGAGAAAGAGAGGGCGCUUGAAGAGCUACGACGAGAGAACGACGAACUGAGACAGAGGACACAGGAAACUGAGGAAAAGUUCAACAAUGAAAUCUCCAUGAGGGAUCGUGAAAUUGAAAGGAUUUACGUCCGAAACAACGAACUUUCCAACGGUGAGAAGGAGCUGGAGAGUCUGAGAAAGCUACGGGAUGAUUUUGAGUCACAAGGAAACGAAUUGGAAAAGUUGAGGGUUCUGAAUGAUGAAUACAGCUCUAGUGAAAACGAGCUUGCCCUAAAACUCGGAGAACUGCAGGAAAAACACGACGAAUUGUUAACCAAAGUAGGUGAAUUGGAAAAAUUGAAGGAAACAAAUCGAGAGCUUUCCCACAGAGUGGAAGAGAGCGAUUUCCUGCGACAAAAGCUCGAUAGGAGCGAAGUGGAGAAGAAAGAGCUGGUUGAAAAGCUAAACGAGUUGGACCGAGAUAGAAAUGAUUCUAAAAGAAGUGACACCGAAGAAGUCGUAAAUCUGAGAAAGGAAAAUCUUGAAUUGGCAGCCAAGUGCAAAGACGCAGAGGAAAUGAAGAAAAAUAUCAUCAAGCUGACUGCUCAAAUGCGUGAGAUGGAAACGCAGAGUCAAGAGCAGAUGGACCAUUUCCAGGAAAAGCUGGAAGACCUCGUCACGGAGAAACAACAGUUACUCGACAGAAUAGCUGAGUUGGAAGAACGCGAAAAGAAUGCGGAGGCUCAGGAAAACAGCGCAAAGGAAGUCGAGGAUUUAAAACUCGAGAACAUCUUUCUGGUGGAAAGGACGAAAGAAGUCGAUGAACUGAAGUCCGCUGUGGCUAAACUGGCGGCAGACGUGAAGGAAAAUGAAUCAUUUAAGCAGAAAUACAAAGAGCUUCGUGAUGUGGAAAGUUAUUUAACCAAACAGGUCAAUGCCGCGGAGACUAUCGCCAGACAGAAGGAUAAAAAGUUAAAGGAAUCUGAAAACAAGAUAAAUACACUGACCGAAGCAGUGAAAGACAUGGAAGCUAAGCUUGAGGAACAGGAACAAAACAAACUGUACCUUGACCAGCUACUCGCCAUGCUCAAGGACAGGGACCCCACUCUUCUGCACGUUAUAAACAGCUCGCUUGCUUCAAGCGAACCAGAGGAAUGGUGCUGAACAUCGAAGUGGAUUCUGCGCAGCUGGAGAUUACCACUGACCUGAUGGACUGAAGUACCAUUAUCUAGUUGCUAGAUGUAGUAGCACAAGUGCAGUGCACCGUGCAGUUGUUAGGUAGUCGAUAUACAGGGGUAGGACAGAGAGGUAGCAUUAUAUGAAGUGUAAAAUAAUAAUCACUCCUGUGAGUAUUAAAUGAGCCCGCGUUUUGAACCGACACAUGACCUAUCUUUAUGACACAAUGCAGACGUCACAGCCCUUCAAGUACUCUCGAGCGUUCGGGCUAUUUUUUGAUUAGAUAGAGUCGGAGGAUUUUUGAGUACUCUUAUUGAAGAUUUUCUAACAUAACCAGAUUUUUUAUUCACCCAAAGUGUAAUUUAGCAUUUUACCAUGGCUACUCCGGAAUCAUGAGUGCCAUCUGGAGGAAUAUUGGCUCUGAAGUAAGGUGCUUGGUAUGGAUAGCUAUUGCUGAAGGCAGAAAAUACUGUUAGAAUGUGGCCGGGUUGGGAAUUGGUGGUCAGUCUAGUUGACUCGGACUGUAGACGAUAGAUUGGAUUGGCAAUAAAUGUAGUCUAGUUCCUAAACUCUCACUUCCUCGCGAGAGAAACCUGUGUAGGCUUAAACCUGUCUCCUAAGCGGGAGAAACCUGUCUAAGCUAGGUUGGGAAGGGAGAGUUCAGCGACUGGACUCCAAUUAAUGUAAAAGUAUUUAUAGCAGUGCCCCGUAGUCUCGAAUAAUAAUGAAUUAGCCAAUCAGAGCUUGACGCGAAGCAUCUGAAACCGUGUAGCAGGUGGAAAGGGCUGGAAAACUUGUACCUGAUGGCCAGCGCGGGAAAAAGUCACGUGGUUGGGUUUGGUUUUGUACCUAAUUGGCUGAGACGAAAUGCUUGCUAUGAUUGGUUAGCGCAUGUCACACGAACUUUUAUAAACACGGUGCUACACAAAAGCGAACAGAUAGAAACUCGCUCACUGAAUUUCAACUGAUGAUAUUUGAGAGCGAGGUAGUCAUAGUGUAACUGGAACGCAUAAUUUGUAUUUUAUAUUGUAUAUCCUUAAAAAGGUUCUGUAUAUAUCUUGAAUUAAUGCUUCGCAUAUAAAAAUGUGUUGAAGCAAAGUUCAGCAUUUCAUGGUUCGUUAUACAAAUUGGUAAUGGUGCCCUUUUUUAGAAACACUUUUCAGACGUUCUUUCGCACAGAUGUUUGAGAAUAUAUACGGAUGGGGGCGCAUAUAUUUUAUUAACUUUAUGAUUAAUUAAACGCUUUUUGGAGAAAUUGUGUAAUUCGUAUUUAAAGAUAUUUUGGUGUCGGGCAUGAAUUAUUUUUGGUGCUCGUGCUUUUUACGCCAAAUAAAGUGACAGUAAUUUGUAUC